CAAGAGUCAGGGCGAAGGUAUGCCGGGCACGACGUCAGCAGCGCCUCUCCUCACGGAUGAGUAACAAGAAUGAGCUGGAACGGGCUGGAAAGAGCUGAGCUCUUCUCCCGAGGGUGACGUAAUUUUCGGGACGAGGCCACGCCUCCAACGAACGGGAAUAAAAGGCUCCGCCGGCAGCAGCGGGGCAGAACGCUUCCAGCCCACUGGAGAGGGGAAAGAAGCAGCAGCAACAGCAGCAACAACAGCAGCAGCAGCGAUGCUUUGCCGGAUGCACCUCGCACCAUUCGCCUCCAGCUCCCUGGCCAGCCGUCUGGGCACGGUGAGGACCCUCUGGCCACACGCAGAGACCAUCUUCACUGAGCUGCAGCAGGAGAUGGAGAAAGCUCGGGAGUUCAUGAGCAGCUUCGAGCAGCUUCUGAGCAACCACGGAGCCAUCGCAGCGGAGCGAGCCCCGAGCACCAGCACGACCCUGGCCCAGUGCUCCGGGGACGGCUUCUCCGUCUGCCAGGAUGUGAAGAACUUCGCUCCCGAGCAGCUGUCGGUGAAGGUGGUGGGCAGGAAGGUGGUGCUGGUGGGGCAGAAGGAGACGCAGAACGUCGACGAGAAGGGCUCCUUCUCCUACAAGUACGAGGUGCUGAAGCGGGAGUGGGACGUGCCCGAGGAGGUGGACGCCGAGGCGCUGACCUGCUCCCUGUCGAAGGACGGGCAGCUCCGCAUCGAGGCCCCCAAGCUGGCCCUGCCGGCUGCUCCAGAGAGGAAUGUGCCCAUCCAGGUCAGCCCUGCAGCCCCACAGCCUGGACCAGCCUCUGAGGAUGGAGCUGCCAACAAAGCCCAGGUGUAACUGGAUGGGACCCCAUGGCCACGGCAGGACUGGAGCAGACAGGAGCAAGUCUUGGGUUUAAGCCCAGACAAGCUCCAUCAGCAAUGAUGUCAUUUUUUUCACUGGAAUGUUUUUGUAUCCAAUAAAAAUACUUUUGCAUAGAACCUUCA
Corapipo altera (White-ruffed manakin) is the source of this 990-nucleotide messenger RNA. RefSeq names its product heat shock protein beta-11-like. The record is from RefSeq and is a predicted model, not a curated record. The transcript has a single exon. Bases 257 to 841 code for a protein of 194 amino acids. NCBI's taxonomy places the organism in Eukaryota, Metazoa, Chordata, Aves, Passeriformes, Pipridae. Gene Ontology annotation, biological process: protein refolding; response to heat. Gene Ontology annotation, molecular function: protein folding chaperone.